CGCUAGCGCGGGUGGCCCGGGACACGCGAGUGACUCGCACGUGUGUGGGGACCAGCGAAGGGCCCCGAGUAGUCGCCCGCCGAACGUUCCGAGAACCCCGAUUGUCGUUCGGGCGCUCGGGGAAGGCGGGUUCUCCGCGCCCUGAAGCUGUCGCGGGUGUUGCAGGAUGUUGUGCCAAAACAACUACUGCGCCACUGGAUCGAGUAAAGAUUUUGCUGCAAGCUCAUAACCACCAUUACAGACAUCUAGGAGUGUUUUCUACAUUGUGUGCUGUCCCCAAAAAGGAAGGUUACCUUGGGCUGUAUAAAGGAAACGGGGCAAUGAUGAUUAGAAUCUUUCCAUAUGGCGCAAUUCAGUUUAUGGCAUUUGAUCAAUAUAAAAAGGUAAUAAAGAAGCAACUUGGGAUUUCAGGGCAUGUGCAUCGAUUAAUGGCUGGAUCCAUGGCAGGUAUUACAGCAGUGAUUUGUACUUACCCUCUUGAUAUGGUUAGAGUUCGUCUGGCGUUCCAAGUAAAAGGGGAACACAAGUACAUGGGAAUUAUCCAUGCAUUCAAGAUGAUUUACACAAAGGAAGGUGGUUUUAGUGGGUUCUACAGAGGGCUGAUGCCAACUGUUGUAGGAAUGGCACCGUAUGCGGGUUUUUCAUUUUUUACCUUUGGUACCUUAAAGAGCAUUGGACUUGCUCAAGCACCUAACUUGCUUGGACGGCCUUCAUUAGAUAAUCCCGAUGUCUUAGUUUUGAAAACUCAUGUAAAUCUGCUGUGUGGUGGCAUAGCUGGAGCAAUAGCUCAGACGAUAUCAUAUCCCCUUGAUGUGACUCGUAGGCGAAUGCAGUUAGGAGCGGUUCUCCCAGACUCUGAAAAGUGCCUUACAAUGGUGCAGACACUGAAAUACGUGUAUCAACAACAUGGAAUACGAAGAGGAUUGUACCGUGGUUUAUCUCUAAAUUAUAUUCGUUGUAUUCCUUCCCAGGCUGUGGCUUUUACCACAUAUGAACUUAUGAAACAAGUCUUGCACCUCAACUAAUUUUUUUUUUCCUUUAAAAGACUUUCUUGUAAAACUACACUAUCAGUCCUCAAAUUAUAUUGGUGCGUAAAUUACUUGAAGUUUAAAAAAAUCCUAUCUAUUACUGUGGAACUGCUGUUGUCUGACAUUUUUAUUUGCCAAAGUGUGGCUAAUCUCCUGGAGUCAAACCAGGAGACAGAUCAAAAUACACAUUAGGUAGCUAUAAACAUUUUUUUGCACUUGAUCUUCUAGGCUUCAUUAGAUUAAUGUUAAGAAUUACACAGUCUUAAAAUUACACCCACAUUUUGUACGGGUUUCAAGCUGUUAGUUGUUUAGCUUUAUCACCAUUCCAGGUGUUAGACACAUGGUUGUAUUGCUUUUUAAGCUAGUAGUUAGACAGCUGUUCUUCUUUAA
Molecule: messenger RNA, 1418 nt
Organism: Tauraco erythrolophus (red-crested turaco)
Lineage: Eukaryota; Metazoa; Chordata; Aves; Musophagiformes; Musophagidae
Source: RefSeq, a predicted model, not a curated record